This is a messenger RNA of Carassius carassius (crucian carp), 938 nucleotides long. Its product is annotated as calcium homeostasis modulator protein 4-like. The coding region runs from base 147 to 803 and encodes 218 amino acids. The transcript has 2 exons. Lineage: Eukaryota; Metazoa; Chordata; Actinopteri; Cypriniformes; Cyprinidae. Gene Ontology annotation, molecular function: monoatomic cation channel activity. The record is from RefSeq and is a predicted model, not a curated record.
CAGUUUCAGAAAGUCUCUCCAUAACAGGAUGCUCGUCAGGAAGAGUCUCAGAGAGGAAGUUGUAAAAAGUUGUGAAUGCUGAUACAAAAGUCAGUCAGCAAUAACUUUCAUUUUAGUCUGCACCCCUCUCAACCUUAACACCAACAAUGAGCAAGGAAUGGACAGCACGUUUGAAAAAUCAGCUGAAGAAGAGUCCUUUUUAUUCAAAUGCAAUUAUUGGCUUUUUAAUGUUGGGACUUGAGAAGCUCGUGGAGAUGGACUUUGCAUGUCCUUGUAAACCUGUGAUGAACCUGGUGUUUUCUAUCGCGUAUUUUUUAGUUCCUGCUCUGUUCUCCAGCUCACUCAUGUUUUAUAUUCAUAGCCCACAAUGCAAAGCACAGUAUAAGCUCUCCACUUUAACCUGCAUCAUUCCAGCUGUUGUUUGGAUCAUGCUGCUGUUCUUUGAUGGACAGUACUUUGCCUGUGCCAAAACCUCCUGGGCAGGACUGACGGUUAAGACGGAUAUAUCUGCUUCAACAACAUGGUGUCAGCCUUUGACCGAUUCUAACAAUGUCACUGAAAAGCAAAUGGUAUUUUUUGGCUUUCGAAAUACUUCUCAGUUUGUGGGACUGGGCUUCCUGCUUGUGAUCUCUGUGAUCCUAUUUAUAAUUGGAUGUAUGAGGUGUUGCCAUCAAACUGCAGGAACCAAAGAACCUGAAGCUGAACAAGUGGAAAUGGAGGAUCCUGGUCAAAGUUCUGCUCGCCCUCGUGAAAGAUCUGCAUUAAUGGAGGAGGAAUGCAGUGCAUCUUCUGCACAGCUGUAAAUACAGAAGCUUUGAACAGAGUUCUCGCAAAGCAUCACUUAAUGUUCACAAACCUCAUGUUUAACAUGGUAAAAAAAGGGAAAACAACAAUAUUUGUAGCACAUUCUCAUCCAGCUGAAGCACAAAGUUUUGCAU